AUGCUAAGAUCUUUAAAUACGGUGGGUUCAGUGAUAUUUUGGGCACUCAAAAUGUGGAUACACGAUAAACCGGUUCUUUCACGCCCUCAACAAACAUUCUAUCGGGGACAUAACUACUUCGAAAUUUACCUAGAUAUACAUCGAUUCAGCUACAUCUCACGGAAAGCACUUGAUGCAUUCCAGGGACGAUUAAAACAUGGGAUUCUUGGCAUUGGUUUAACGAUUCAGGCACAACAUCCUGAAGAACUACCCAAGCAAGUUUUAUGCUGUGUUAGGCUUAACAAGAUCGACUUUUCUGAUCAUGGUAGGAAGCUAAUCAUUUUGCAGAUCUUAUGUUAUGGUGCCCUGGAUUCUACAGAACUAAGGGUAGAAAUAGACAAUCGUGAAGAAUUUGAAGUGGGACCAGAUCCUGAUGCAAUUCUUGCAUUCACUGAACCUGUAAAAGACACACCUGUAAAAAGACGAGGUCAACCUCCUAAAACCCCUUUACCCAAAGAUCAAGAACCUGUAAAAGAUAUUCCUAUUCCUAGUAUUUAA
This is a messenger RNA of Lactuca saligna, 537 nucleotides long. Lineage: Eukaryota; Viridiplantae; Streptophyta; Magnoliopsida; Asterales; Asteraceae. The record is from the annotation of a GenBank genome assembly.